Molecule: messenger RNA, 1670 nt
Organism: Physcomitrium patens
Lineage: Eukaryota; Viridiplantae; Streptophyta; Bryopsida; Funariales; Funariaceae
Product: 3-hydroxyisobutyryl-CoA hydrolase-like protein 3, mitochondrial
Biological process (GO): L-valine catabolic process
Molecular function (GO): 3-hydroxyisobutyryl-CoA hydrolase activity
Source: RefSeq, a predicted model, not a curated record
GCUUCGGAAUCCACCCCAUCUUCCUUCCUGCCAAUUCUCGUCGCUUGCAGUGUCCUGGUUCGAUCGCCACACGCGACCUCGCUGCCCAUUUGCGCCAUUCUCCUUUCGUUGUUGGGCGCAUUCUCGAUUUCAUCUCAUUCCCCGUGGUUCAUGCCGGAGUGUGUCUUUGGAGGUCUUGGGUAGAUCUGUGAAGUUCAUCCUUGGAGAUUUGUUUUGGAAGGAAGAGAGAAAAUGGCAGGCUCAGCGGAUGAUUGGGUGAAGGGCUCUGUGCUUCCCAAUGGCCUUGCUGUCAUCACGCUGGACCGCCCCAAGGCCCUUAAUGCUAUGAAUGCAGAUAUGACCGCGCUGUACAAGAAGUACCUCGAUGAGUGGGAGAACGACAGCAAUGUGCGGGUAGUGCUGGUUGAGAGCUCCUCCUCACGCGCCUUUUCUGCAGGUAUGGAUGUAAAAGGGGUGGCAGCAGCGGUAAAGGAAGAUGUUAAGACAUCUGUGGUGCCAAUGACAUUCGGCAAUGAAUACAAGUUGAUCUGCAAAAUAGCACGGUACACGAAGCCAUACAUCUCCUUAAUGGAUGGUGUUACUAUGGGGUUUGGCAUCGGCCUUUCUGGCCAUGGUCGCUUCCGCGUGAUAACUGAGAAAACUAUUCUGGCGAUGCCGGAGAAUGGGAUUGGCCUUUUCCCUGAUGUCGGCUUUGCUCAUAUUGCUGCAAGAAGCCCAGGAAAUGGGUCAGUAGGCUCGUACAUGGCCAUGACAGGGGGGAGGGUUUCGAAUCCAGCUGAUGCUUUGUUUGUUGGUCUGGGUACACACUUUGUACCUUCAGAAAAGUUGACAUCUUUGAAAGAAGCUUUCCGCAACCACAAUUGGUCAAAUAAUGCAUGGGAGGCAGUGGAAGAUGUUUUGACAGCUCAUCAAGCAAUUCCAGAAUCAGAUUCUUCACUCGAAGCUCUUUUGCCUGCAAUUACUGCUUGUUUUGGAGCUAGCCUCUCAGCGACGGACACUAUCAAGGCGCUUAAGGAACACCAAUGCUCUGAUGACUUCUCAGUGGCAGAAUGGGCAAAAGGAGCACUGGCUGGAAUUGCCAAGGGGGCUCCCUUUAGCCUUUGCUUGACUAAACUUCACUAUGCAACGGUAGCUCUAGCGGCAGAAAAUGCUAUUCCAGCAGACUCGCCUGAAAACGAUCAUUCCCAGAUCGAAGGGGUCAUGAAAACUGAAUACAGACUAGGUUUACGGACGUCAACGAGGUCGGACUUCGUCGAGGGUGUGAGGGCAGUGCUUGUUGACAAAGAUCAAAAACCGAAAUGGCAACCAGCAGCAGUGGAAGAUGUAGCAUUACCUGAUGUUGUGGCCGUAUUUGAGAAGUUUGAGAAUACUAUGGAUGAAUUGGAGAUCCCAGCUCCGGCUGCCUGAUUAGUGGGCAGUAAUAUUCCUGCCGAUCUGUGAAUGAUAAUCCUAGAGAAGCUUAAAGGAUAACUCAAUAAUUGGUUUUGACUAACAUGUAGCUUUAUUGGAUCCCUAAGCAGCUUAGAGUAUUGCAGAUAUAACCUAGUCAUGUUAACAUAAAUCAGAGUUUUGGCAAACUAUCUGCGAAACAACUAUCUGCUUAAAUGUUUUGGUGUUGCAAUGAAAGGAAUCUUGUUCACAGAAAUAUUGGAAAAGAAAUUGAUGAUGAA